This is a messenger RNA of Thelazia callipaeda (thelaziosis nematode), 1650 nucleotides long. The record is from the annotation of a GenBank genome assembly. Lineage: Eukaryota; Metazoa; Nematoda; Chromadorea; Rhabditida; Thelaziidae.
AUGGAACGUUUGGAAAUUGAAGGAGUUUUUGGGGCGGUAAAUGCAUUUGCCGUAGAUGAUGCAGGUCAAUUUGCAUACUUAUUUGAUCCAAGGGUUGAUGCAACUAUUCGAAUUGACCUAAGAAAUGGUACCAAAAAUGUCUUAGUGUGGUACGAUCGUUCAUUCCGUCAUCGUCGAUGGUUGUGUUAUUGUAUGUUUGCUAUCGAGCAGUGUCAAACUACGUAUUUACCUACUUUAUUUUAUAAUACUAAACGUAAGCAUUUUGUAUUGGUUACGUUUGUUAUUGACGUAGACGGCAAAGUAUUAAACACGUAUGCAGAAAAUGUGAUAAACACUGACUGUAUUGAACUUGAAAAACUUGCUUAUAAUGCUCACAUGGACGAUAAUUUUAUACACAUAAUUUUCUAUGAACGUUUUACCAUACAUUCUUCACCAACAGAUGACACUAAGAGAUCGCUUUCUUAUUUAUAUUAUAACUAUAAUUGUAAAUCGCAUAAUAUUAGCAAUCGAAAAGGCUUAUUACCACAAGGCCAGUGGGAAUUACCUUUUGUUGCUCAUGAUGUGACAGUUUGGUGCAAUGCUUGGCGUGAUGGUAUAAGUUGGUAUGUGGUAAGCGAAAAAACUUCACGCACGAAUGGAAUCAUGCAGAAAAUUACUUUGUGGCAGUUGGAUGUGUUAGACUGUGCUUGGAGAUUACUUCCUGUAUUUAUUGAAACUAUGGCAUCAGUGCGUAAUUUUGCUCUUCGCAUAGAAAAUAAUAAUUUUGCUUAUUUGCAUAUUGAUUGGGAUCGAGAAGGCAUUUUUUACAAAUUUGAUCUUGUCGAACUGCUAUCUAAAAGAUCGGAUGGAGCUGUCGCAAGACGAAAAUUUGAGGAGAAAGUGAAAACCGAAAGUCCUACGGUUUCACCGGCUGAGAUAAUAUGCCCAGUCUGCCUCGAUACUUAUCGUGAUCCAAGAACUCUGAUUUGUGGCCAUACUAUUUGCUUCAGUUGUGUUCAGCAGAUGAAAAAUAUGGGAGAAAGUAAUAGCAUUCGUUGCUUUGCUUGUCGCAGGUCAACAGUUAUACCUGCUAGUGGAUUACCUGUCAAUUUCAGCUUGAAAGAUGCAAUUGAAUCGCUUAUAAAAGCGAAGCAGAUAAAAUUGUCUGGUCUUAGAUGUACCAGAUGUCGUCUGUCCUGCGAUGAUCAACAAUUAUGGAUUUGUUUACAGUGUGCUACUGAUAGCGAUGUUGAGCUGCAAUCAUGUGAAGGCAUAGCUCACUACGAAAAAAAAGCUAAACAGUAUGUAUUUUGCGCUCAGUGUAUAUUAAAACAACAUAAAAAGCAUAGACUUAUCGAGUACUGCGCUUUUCGAAAACGCUACAUAAGCGCCGAAAAAACGCAUGAGAAAUUCAAGAAGACCGUUGAAGAAAUGUUACAAAUUCUUAGUCCUUUACGGGAUUUAACAUUAGCAGAACUAAUUAAAGCGUGUGAUUUGCUUUCGAGGCCUGAUGAGAUGGAUAUCAAUAAUGAGAUUGAGUCCGUUCUUGGCACAUUCCAGAAACGAAUUAAAAAUAUUGUAGAUGACCUCGAAAUUUGUAUUAAGAAUGUUAUGCAAACGUGUUUACGACAAAAAGCAUUAACAACAGCAGAUGGACCUACAGAGCUAUGA